Messenger RNA from Pseudopipra pipra, 649 nucleotides. RefSeq names its product zinc finger protein 436-like. The coding region runs from base 1 to 621 and encodes 206 amino acids. The record is from RefSeq and is a predicted model, not a curated record. Gene Ontology annotation, cellular component: nucleus. Gene Ontology annotation, molecular function: RNA polymerase II transcription regulatory region sequence-specific DNA binding; DNA-binding transcription factor activity, RNA polymerase II-specific. The transcript is spliced from 3 exons. Gene Ontology annotation, biological process: regulation of transcription by RNA polymerase II. NCBI's taxonomy places the organism in Eukaryota, Metazoa, Chordata, Aves, Passeriformes, Pipridae.
AUGGGCAGUACCACCAGUGGCCGGAGCUUGAGCCAGAUCUCGGACCUGGUGGAGCCUGAGCAGCCUCCCAGCAGGGAGAAGCCCGUCCGGUGCUUGGAGUGCGGAAAGAGCUUCAGGAAGAGCACCCACCUGCUCCAACACCAGCACAUCCACAGUGGGAAACGGUCCUACCCAUGUGGGGAAUGUGAAAAGAGCUUCAGGCAGAUCUCCAGCCUGAUCCGACACCAGCGCAUCUCCAGCUCAGAUCACACCAGCUCAGAUCUCCUCAACACUCAGUUUCACAGCAGUUUAGAUCUCCUCCUGCAUGAGCGGAUUCACACGGAUAAGAGGCCCUUCCACUGCACCGACUGCGGGAAGGGCUUCCAACAGAACCAGAACUCCCACCUCAUCACCCACCGGCGCGUCCACACCGGGGAGAGGCCUUACAAGUGUGGGGAGCUCUGCUGUGUUGAGCUCUAUCCCUUCAAGUGCUUGGAGUGUGAGAAGAGCUUCAGGAAGAGCCCCAGCCUCCUCACCCACCAGCACAUCCACUCUGAGGAACGGCCCUACAGGUGUGGGAAGUGUGGGAAGAGCUUUGCCCAGAGUGGACACUUGUCCAAACACCAACGGACCCACCCUUAAGAGAGCCAGCGAGUGGGUUCAGCGCUGG